GUCUUCUUUCACCGCCACCAUGUCCUCCGAAUUGUAAUCUCUUCCUCAUCCCUAUGAACGCCCCAGAACCUUCAGUCAGCUAUUUCUCAGUGUAUUCUAGCAGCUAAUACAUCCCAGGAGUUGCUAUAUUCAUUGCCGAAUGCCAAAGAGUCCUGGAAAAGUCAAGGAGCACUUUCUCUUUGCUUUUCAAACCGACAUUCACCAAAACAAUAUAUUACGGAUGCAGCAAGUCAUUAAUCUGGAUUCUGUUCUGUUCAUCGUCGUGACGUCUUUCAGCGGGCACGGAACAAAUUUAGACUGCCACGCUGCAGUGCAUGCACAGGGAAUCCCUCGUAUCAUCCAUAUCAGUACCAGAGUCGACCAGGAGAUCGCACCUGGUACAGGGAACAAGCAUAAAGUUGAGAGAUUGGCAGCAAAAGUGUGAACUAUAAGCAAAAACGUGUAUUAUAAUGACAUGUAAACCAUUAUCUG
Messenger RNA from Desarmillaria tabescens, 471 nucleotides. RefSeq lists its product as uncharacterized. NCBI's taxonomy places the organism in Eukaryota, Fungi, Basidiomycota, Agaricomycetes, Agaricales, Physalacriaceae. The record is from RefSeq and is a predicted model, not a curated record. The coding region runs from base 140 to 424 and encodes 94 amino acids. The transcript is spliced from 3 exons.